This is a messenger RNA of Phymastichus coffea, 2295 nucleotides long. RefSeq names its product SET and MYND domain-containing protein 4-like. The coding region runs from base 155 to 2032 and encodes 625 amino acids. The record is from RefSeq and is a predicted model, not a curated record. Gene Ontology annotation, molecular function: protein binding. The transcript is spliced from 5 exons. Lineage: Eukaryota; Metazoa; Arthropoda; Insecta; Hymenoptera; Eulophidae.
UCAUUUUUUUUAGAGAGAGAGAGAGAGAAACUUGAAAACCAUCCUUUUGCAUAGUCGAUAACGCCUGAGUGUUUUUAUAUAACGAUACUGAAAUAAAAUAUCUUUUGUUCAGUCGGUAAAGUUCACUGGACCUUAACCUAAAACAAAAAAUAUUAUGGAGAAAGAAAAUAACACAAUUUUAAGUAUAAUAGAUCCACUACAUUUCAACGGUAUAACUAGAAAAAUUACAAUGAGUAAUGUAAAAGAUAAUAAAACAUCAGAAAUUUUCCGAAAAGAGGCUAAUCUUAUUUUCAAUAAUCAAAUACAUGACUCUAAGAGUCAUGAGAAAAUAUGGAAGUUGUAUUCAAAAAGCGUAGCUUUGGCAACAGAAAAUUCUGAAAAUCUUGCCCUUGCUCAUAGUAACAGAUCAGCAAUUUUAUUACACAUGAGCAAGUAUGAAGAUAGUUUACUGGAUAUUUCUAGAGCACAAAAUAUUACAAAGAAUACUUGUCUUCAUAUAAAACUGCUCAUUCGUAAAGCUAAAUGUUUACAUGCAUUGGGAUCAGAAGAAAGCAAUAUUGCAUUAAAUGAAGCAGAAUCUUUAUUGGAUAAAAUUGAAGUAGAGAAUUUGAAGAAUAUAUUUAUUAAUGAUAUUAACGAAACUAAAUUCACAUUAAAAAAGCCAUUUGAACCCCUGGAAACAUUUCAUAAUUAUAAUGUUUCUGCAAUUAAAGCUUUAAAUAAGCGAAAUAAAAUUGGUGAUUUUUCUCUUAUAAAAAUACAAUAUGAUGAAAAACAUGGAAGACAUCUUAUUGCAGCUAAAGAUAUUAAACCAGGACAAAUUAUCUACAUAGAAAAGCCUUAUAUUCACUGUGUAAAUAUAGAAAAUAUACACUUAUAUUGUUCUCAUUGUUUAACUACAACAUGGGCAGGCAUUCCAUGUAACCAUUGUUCUUGGACCAUGUUUUGUUCAAAUGAAUGCAAAGAAAAAGCUUGGGAACAAUAUCACAGUAUUGAGUGUACAUUGUAUAGUUGCAUAAAAAAAAAAUUAGAUGACAGUUCUACGCAUCUAGCUGUGAAAGCUUUAUCUCUUGCUCUAAAAGAAUAUGGUGGUAUUGAAAACUUGCAAGCCGAAUUAGCAGAAUUUGACAAAUCCAAAGAUAAGUUCAAAGGAUUCAAAAACAAUAACAAAAUAGAGACAAGUAUGUUCCAGACCAUGUAUAUUUUAUCUCAUGAUGUGACUAAGUUUAAAAUGCAAAGACACAAAGAAAGUGUUGCUUUAUUUCUUGACACUUUGAUACAAUCUACAGGAUUACUAGCAGAAGACCUUUGCGGAAAAAAAACUAAAAGUUAUAUAAGAAAAGAUUAUCUUUUCUUUCUUUGUGCUUUAUUUUUAAGAUUAAGUACAGUAAGUGAAAUUAAUAAGCUAGAAAUGUGGAAUGGAAGUUAUAAAUGCCCAAAUGGUUCAAUUCUAAAAUCACACUGUUGCAAAAGUGACUGUUGUUCUAGAGGAGUUUAUAUUGCACCGGUCACUAGUUUAAUCAAUCACAGCUGCAAUCCAAAUGUUAAUAUAUGUUACAGUAACAAUCACAAGGCUGUUAUAUAUGCAUUACAACCAAUUAAAAAAGGAGAACAGAUAUUACGCUGUUAUCAAGAAGAAUUUUUUUUUAUUGAAAAAUCAAUCAGGAAACGAUUGUUGAAAAAUAUUUACAAUUUUCAAUGUGAGUGUGAAGCUUGUCUAAAUGAUUGGCCAAGUUUACUCCUCAAAAAUGACAUAAUUAUAAAUCCUUGGUCAUCUUUAUACUUGCAUAAAGAAGUAGAAUUAGGAUCAUACUAUAAACGUAUAAUUGAUUCAACAUUCAUUGGCUCUGCUUAUUAUAUCAAAAUGAUUGACUCUCUUGGAAAGGAUUUAGAAAGAACUUUAAAAGAUUUGCCACAGCCUGCACUGAUGAAUAUUGAUUUAAUGAGAACUUUGAGUAUUAUUUUUAAUCAAUUAUAUGGUAUCAUGUUAUUUGUACCAUCCAAGUGCAACUCAGAGAUAAAAUUUGUUUAAACAUUGUUAUUAUGAUUACGGGAUAGGAAUGACCAUUGUAAUCAAAGAGUGUACUGCUCUAAAAACAAAAAGAUUAUAUAAUAGUUGAGUAAUUGUAGUUGUAGAAUACAAAGUUAGUUUUUUAAAGUUUAAAAAAUGAUUAUCAUGAUUCUAUUACAUACUUUAUUUAAUUUUCUAUUUUGAACUAUUAGUUAACAGAUAUGUAACUAAUACUAUUUUUCAUAAUUUACUUUUCCAUAUGAAAUAUAAUAAAAUACAUUAAA